Messenger RNA from Salpingoeca rosetta, 2921 nucleotides. RefSeq lists its product as uncharacterized. Lineage: Eukaryota; Choanoflagellata; Craspedida; Salpingoecidae. The record is from RefSeq and is a predicted model, not a curated record. The transcript is spliced from 23 exons. Bases 1 to 2685 code for a protein of 894 amino acids.
AUGGCCUCUGCCGCUGACCUGAAGACAAAGGGCAACGAGUACUUCAAGAAGGGCGAGUACAAGGAUGCGCUCGCGCAGUACCGCCUCGCCCUGCAAGCUGCCGACGUGACCUCGGACAUCAAGCUUGCUGCACUCAAGAACUCCGCUGCUUGCAACCUCAAACUGGCGUCGAUGGUGACGCGACUGCUGCACGCCAAUGCUGCCGACCAGUUCUCAGCCAUCCUCCUCUCGGGCAACAUCCGUGCGAUCAAGGCGCUUGUGCGCAUCUUUGCUAAAGGGAUUGAGGCUGUGAGCGAGAGCGCAGACGUGACGGCCGCCAUGUCCGAGACGACAACAGCGCUCCUCACACACGUCAUCGCCAUCAUCAAGAACAGGAAGGUUGGACUGGAUGGUCGCGCUGCUGCCGUCAACGCCAUCAUGACAAACGCAAAGCGAGCCGACAUUGCAAAGAGGUUCAUGACGCUUGGCGGUGUGCGUGCGCUGUUGAUCCUCGCUGCCCUGAGCCCCUCCCCACUGCAGCAUGCGCAGGCAGCAGCAGCAGCAGCAGAGGGGAAGAAGCAGGUGACCAAGGGUGACAAGAAGGAAGGAGAUAAAGGCAAGGACGAUACCGCUGGUGCUGGCGAUGCAAAUGACGGCGCGCUUGGACUGCGUGGUGCCAUCUCCGUGACCCUUCAGCGCAUUCAUGAUGCAACCAAGGCCAAAGGACUGCCUGACGAGCAGUUUGUUGCCGACUGCCUCAACCAAGUCAAGUUUGUUGACGACCCCCAGGCCAACCUGCCUGCCACGAAUGUUCUCAUCACCAUCAUGGCCGCUGUUGUUGAUGUCGGCAACCAGAUCCUGGAGCAUGAGGAUGUGUUUGCGCAUCUGAUGAAGAUGGCGCAGUCUUCGGAUAUGGAGGUGCAGUGUGCCGCUGCUGAGGCCAUUGCACACGCCGCAUCAGACAAGAAGCGAGCACGUGGAAUCAUGAUGGAGGGUUUCCCGAUCCUGAAGACGCUGUAUGCAAAGGAGCUGCCUGAUGUGAUUCGUGUGCGGGCGCUGUGCGGCCUGUGCAAGAUGGCGAGUGUUGGCUCUGGCGCCAAGAAUCUUCGCUCCAUGUCCGAACACUCCAUGAUCAACCUCGCAAAGAAACUCAGGCCGUUUCUGCUUGAGUCGUCGCACGAUGACGAUGUGCGCAAGUGGGCGAGCGAGGGUCUGGCGUACCUCAGCCUCGAUGCCGAUGUCAAGGAGCUCAUUUCCAAUGACGAUGCCGUCCUUAAGGCCGUGCACCGCGUCUGCGUCGGCCAAGACACGACCAUCCAGUUUUCGCUGGCGAACAUGCUUGUGAAUUUGACCAACAGCUUCGACAAACCGGAGGCAUCCGAGGAGCAGGAACAGCUGAAGAAACUCGGCAAGUUUGCCGGAGAAAACAUCCCCGAGCCGCAUGAGAAGGACGCAGAUGAGUUUGUCCAAAAGCGAGUUGACCGGCUGGUUGAGCACGGGUUCGUGACGGCGCUGGUGCAGCUCUCAAAGACCCAGAGCGAGGGAACCCGCGAACAGGUUGCGCGUGUGCUGCUUGCGCUGACGGAGAAGCAGCAGCAUCGUGGCACCGUUGUUGCCCAGGGCGGCGCGCGCGUACUGCUCGAACUCGCCCGCGAAAACACGGACAAGGGCAUGAUCAAGGCUGCCCACGCGCUUGCAAAGAUUGCAAUCACCACAGACCCAACGAUUGCGUUUCCUGGUCAGCGCGUCGCCGAACUCGUCAAGCCACUCGUCAAACUCUCAAGGGAGCGCAACGGGCUGAUGAUGUUUGAGGCGGCAAUGGCCAUGACAAACCUUGCUUCCAUCAAUGAUGACCUCAGGAACAAGCUGCUGCGAGACAAAGCGGUUGCGCGGUUGGAGGACAUGAUGUUUGAUGAGGAUCCACUCAUUCGCCGCGCAGCAACAGAGGGGCUCUGUAACUGCUUCUACUCGGAGAAAAUCUUCGACCAGUUUGCGAAGAAGGAUGGCGCGAGCUUUGAGCGACUGAAGCUCUGGAUUCUCUUCGCCGGCGUUGAGCAGGACGACUUUGACCUCCCGACGUGCCGUGCUGCGAGCGGCGGACUGGCGAUUUUGUCCAGCAGCCCCGACGUGUGUCAGCGCAUUGUGGACGAGAAGCAAGGCAUGCAGGUCCUCAAGGAGCUCAUGGUGUGCGGAGAGGCUGAGCUGCAGCAUCGUGGCCUCCACAUUGCUCGCAACAUGGUGGCAACCAGCAAGGAGAUUGCACAGCAUUUUACGGAGCAAGAAAUGCUCGUGAUCAUCACAGCACUGGAAGUCACGUCCACCAACGUCACCAUCAAGCAAUACACCCUCAACAUUCUGGAGCAGCUUGCCAAGUACGGGCUGGUUGAGUCUGUUGAAGCCGUGCGCAAGUCUGCCGUUGGCGCUGCUGCGGAGAUACAGGCAAUGCGCCAACGCUGGCAGGAGGAGGCAAAGGCGCGGCAGGAGGAAGAGGAAGAGGAAGAGGAACUGAGUGAUGCCGAUGAUGAUGGUGAUGACAAGGAAGAGGAGGAGGUGGAGGAGAUUGAAGCAGACACGACGAAGAAGAUGGAGAAGACGAAGAAGAAAGGCGACAAGAAAGCGGAUGAUGUGGAGGAAGCGCCACAAUACGUUGCGCCCGCACGCCCUGAUGAUGACACGGGACCCAAGGUGGAGAUCCUCGAGGAAUAGCCAACGCACACAGCCACGCACGCGCUUGUCUGUGUGUGUGUGUGUGUGUGUGUGUCUGUGUCUGUGUGUGUGUGUGUGUGUGUGUGUGUCUGUCUGACCUUGCCACCUCUAUAUGUGCCACCCUCCCCCCCCCCCUCAAUCGUGCACACCAAUCCCUUACCUGCGUCUCACGUGCUGCCUCCACAUCCUCCCUCAACAUGCUCAAUUGGAGCUCUCGCAUAAACCCCGGUCUCUUG